UUCUAUCUGAGAAAAUAGGGAGAAACAAAGACAGAUAAAGACAGCAGGGAGCUGGACCUGCUGUAGACAGCCCCCAGACAUACACAGGAGUAUAAAUACCAGCAGCUCCCUGGCACAUCCCUGAGAGACGGAGAGAGAAACAACGGCACACACACUGACCGCUGACACAGACCAGGAGAUGGAGACACAGGCACGCCAGACGGGCAUUCAGACAGACACGCAGACGGGAGGGUCAGCGAUCAGGGAGAGCUAUCAGAAGUUCGACCCACAAGCGUACCUGCAGAAUAACUACACCCCCCCCCGGGCCGACUUCUCCCGACCGGACAGCAUCGUACCCUGGAAACUGAACUGCCUGCGAGAAGCCUUCAGCCAGGGUGAUAUCUCGGGCCGCACUCUCAUUGAUAUCGGCUCGGGCCCCACAGUGUAUCAGCUGCUCAGCGCCUGCGAGUUCUUCCCGGAGAUCAUCCUGACAGAUUACCUGGAGGUGAACCGUCAGGAGCUCCGCCGCUGGCUCCGCAACGAGGCCGACACCUUUGACUGGACCCCCUACAUACAACACGUGUGUGAGCUGGAAGGCAAGGGCAGCUGUGCUUGGCCUGCCAAAGCGGCUCGUCUGCGCUCGGUGGUGAGUCAGGUGAUCCCGGUGGAUGUGCAUCGCUCAAACCCGCUGCACCCCCGAGUCCUGGCCGAGCCGGCAGACUGCCUGCUGUCCUGCUUCUGCCUGGAGGCUGUGAGCCCAGACCGGGAGAGCUUCCAGCAGGCGCUGAGGAACUUGAGCUCCCUGCUGCGGCCUGGUGGGCACUGCCUGCUGAUUGGGGCUCUAGACGAGUCCUUCUACCUGGCCGGGGAGGGAGCGCGAAUCCCUGUGGUGCCUGUGGACCAGCCCUUUGUGAGCAGCAGCCUGCAGCACUGCGGCUUCCAGAUCCUCACCUUCCACACGUACACGCUGCCACCCAGCAUGAAGGUGGGGGUCGACGACGUGGCGGGCAUAUUCUUCGUCAAGGCCAAGAAACUGUAGAGCGGGAGGAGAGGGGGAGUGGGAGAGGAAGACAUAGGAGGCUUCUUGUUAACGUUUAGUCUUAUACAGCUAAUUGUUGGUUUGUUUUUCUGAUUUUUUAAUUGCAUGUGUAAUGCUGCCAUCUGCAGGGAGUUAGUACAAAUGACAUGUUAUAUCUCUGAACUGUGUGAAGAAUGCAAUUCAGAUUAAUACAUUGUGCCUUAAACAAAAUCAAACUAUCCUUUAUUAAAAUGCCUCUGUAUACCUCUGUAUCUGUGUAUAUGUACCGUACAUCCCCUGCUAAAUAAAAUGAUUACAUUUUACCCUCGUCUCAAAAUGGCUUUUUACAAUUCCAGUGCAGAGAACAGUGAAGAACGCAGCCUCUCUCCCUCUCUCAGCACCGCAGGUGAAUUUCAGGAUUGGAGGGAGUGGGGUUUGCAGAAAGCAAAAUAACCCAAGACACAGGCUCACAGAGACACAGGCUCACAGAGACAC
Messenger RNA from Acipenser ruthenus (sterlet), 1492 nucleotides. Its product is annotated as phenylethanolamine N-methyltransferase. Lineage: Eukaryota; Metazoa; Chordata; Actinopteri; Acipenseriformes; Acipenseridae. Gene Ontology annotation, molecular function: phenylethanolamine N-methyltransferase activity. Gene Ontology annotation, cellular component: cytosol. The transcript has 3 exons. Bases 179 to 1018 code for a protein of 279 amino acids. The record is from RefSeq and is a predicted model, not a curated record.